AUGGAGAAAGUAAAGCAAAGCGUUGUAAAACCUGAUCAUGAGUACCAAGUAAGCCUUCUGUUUCAUGGUCCAGGAUGCCUUAAUGUUAACUACCGCAACACGAUCUCUCAAUUGAAUUCAUUAGAGAGGAAAUUACAGAAGACCCAUGAAUACAGAACCACUUAUGAGAAUGUCCUUCAGGCUUAUCUGGAAGCAGAGUUUAUUGAAGACUUCCCCAACUCCCAAAUGGAAGGCUAUGGCAUGCCACAUUUUGGGGUCAAGAAACAAAGUUUGACCACUUCUUUUCUCAUUGUGUACAAUGCUUCUUCCAAAUCAGAAGGCAAACACUCCUUGAAUGACUGUUUACAUCCAGGGCCAAACACAGUUGAAAUGCUGUAUGAUCUAUUAUUAAAAUUCAGAUGUUACCCACACACCUUGACUUCUGAUAUUUCAAAUGCCUUCCAUAGAGUUCUUCUUGAUCCUACUGAUACCAAAUACGUACAAUUCCUCUGGUACAAGAUGUUGACACAAGCCUUUGCCUUUCGAGUCGUGGUCUUUGGCAUCACAAAUACCCUUAACCUUUUCCAACAGGUCCUCAGGACACACCUUGGGGAGAGUGGGGAUGGAGACCAUUAA
Messenger RNA from Macrobrachium nipponense, 615 nucleotides. RefSeq lists its product as uncharacterized. NCBI's taxonomy places the organism in Eukaryota, Metazoa, Arthropoda, Malacostraca, Decapoda, Palaemonidae. The transcript has a single exon. Bases 1 to 615 code for a protein of 204 amino acids. The record is from RefSeq and is a predicted model, not a curated record.